CUUGCGGUGUAAACGUUCACCAGCCAUAACAUGGAAAAUCCGGCUGCAAAAUCAAGCUUCUGGGCUAAAAUCAUUGGCCUACAGUUGCACGAUUCCUACGAAACAGAAACCAAUGGCAAAACACCAUCACUUUCAAUCGUACGGAUACUCUACAGUAUCAUUCUGUUCGGUGCCUAUCUCGUUGGACUGUACAAAGCAGUAGAACUGACCUUCGUUGUAGAAUUUGCUGCAAACAGUCCAAGCAUUUUUAAAUUUGCGUACAUGACACAUAUCUACUCCGGCGUGCUGGCCACAAUCAUCUGUUACGCAUCGUUGUGGCGUACCGAUCGGAUGAAGUGUACCUACAUCGAAGGGAUUCAGGGUAGCAAUGUGAAGAUAAACGAUCGUUACUACAAAUUCCGCAACAUGCAGAUACCGAUAAAGUAUUCCAUCCUGGUUCCUUUUUCGAUUGGAAUGCUGAUUAUCUUAUCGGUUUGUGAAGCAUAUUCCCAGUAUAAUCAUGGAUAUUACUUCACGAUCAUUGCGAUAGUGUAUCCCCUGUGGAUGUUUCAUAUAACGAUUUUGGAAUUCACAACGCUGGUCAAAUCCACGGAGUGCAUUCUAACCAAACUGAAUUGGAUGUUAGAUACGUUUCUGGAAAGCUUGCAAAGACAGUCCACACCAAGUGUGAUGCUCAAGGGAGAGAAGAAUCCCACCAAUAAGGUGUAUCCUCUCAACCGUCGACCGUACGUGCAGGAGCACGAGCUGAUCAGCGGUGAACGGCUGACGUACAUGUUCGUGAUACACGAGAACGUGGCCAAGCUGGCCGAAUUCAUCAACGGUGCAUACUCGACUCAGAUCAUUGCGAUCGUGACGGUAACAUUCGUCAACACACUGUUUGGGUUUUUCAUUGUAACUAAGCUCCUAUUUUGGAACUAUCAAAUGGUCGACCUGAUACUACGGGCGUGUCGAUAUGCGUUCGAGUGCAUUCCUGCUUGCUUGCUCGUUUAUUACAUGCUGAUUGUGUGUGCAUCAACCCACAGUGAGCUAUUUAAAUCUGCCUCUUUGCUGCACAAGCUUCUGCAGUACAAAUCCAACUACUUCAUCGACGAUCAAGCACUGUUCGAACGAUCGAAAGCCAUCGCCCUGCAGCUGUUGCAUAGGAAGCGGUUUUCGCUGUUCGACGGAAGCGGCUUGUUCAGAUUGGACUUUACGUUCAUUUUUUCGGUUUUCAGUGCUGCAACCUCGUACCUAAUUGUGCUGCUUCAAUUUGAUCUAUCUAAAGACCUAGAGAAGUCCACAAUCACAGCUUAAGGCAAUGAGCAGUUGUGUACCAAAUUCUAUUUUCAAGCUUGUUUGUCGCUCUGUUCGGUGUUAUUGGCAUUAAAAAUAAUGUACUACGAGAUUCAAACGAACAUCCGACAAACAACUUAACGAUCAGUGUGUUGUGUAUCACCAGUGCGUCUCCAUUAGAUCCAAAGCGUGU
Molecule: messenger RNA, 1465 nt
Organism: Anopheles merus
Lineage: Eukaryota; Metazoa; Arthropoda; Insecta; Diptera; Culicidae
Product: putative gustatory receptor 28a
Exons: 8
Coding region: 31-1293 (420 amino acids)
Biological process (GO): sensory perception of taste
Cellular component (GO): membrane; axon; dendrite
Source: RefSeq, a predicted model, not a curated record